Carlito syrichta (Philippine tarsier) is the source of this 945-nucleotide messenger RNA. RefSeq names its product olfactory receptor 6-like. The transcript has a single exon. Gene Ontology annotation, biological process: G protein-coupled receptor signaling pathway. Gene Ontology annotation, molecular function: G protein-coupled receptor activity; olfactory receptor activity. Lineage: Eukaryota; Metazoa; Chordata; Mammalia; Primates; Tarsiidae. Gene Ontology annotation, cellular component: membrane. The record is from RefSeq and is a predicted model, not a curated record.
AUGCUGGGACUAAACAUCACUCUGAUCAGUGAGUUCAUUCUGGUGGGCUUUCCCACUGCCCCGUGGCUACAGGUACUACUCUUCUUCCUCUUCUUUAUGAUCUACCUGCUAGUGAUAGUGGAGAAUCUUGUUAUCAUGUUCACUGUUUGGGUCACUGGCUCCUUCCAUAAGCCAAUGUACUAUUUCUUGAGUAGCAUGUCCUUUCUGGAGGUCUGGUAUGUUUCUGUCACAGUCCCCAAGAUGCUGGAUGGAUUCCUCCUGCAGAGAUGGCGCAUUUCCUUUACAGGUUGCAUGACCCAGAUUUACUUCUUUAUCUCACUUGCCUGCACAGAGUGUGUGCUCCUGGCAGCCAUGGCCUAUGACCGCUAUGUGGCCAUCUGCCACCCUUUUCAAUACUCAAUCAUCAUGACCACAGGUUAUUGUGUGCAGCUGGUGGCUUUCUCCUACAUGAGUGGUUUCAUGGUCUCUGUCAUCAAGGUCUAUUUCAUUUCACACGUUGCUUUCUGUGGCUCCAAUGUUAUGAACCACUUUUUUUGUGAUAUCUCACCAAUCCUCAAACUGGCAUGCAAAGACAUGUCCACAGCUGAGCUAGUGGACUUUGCUAUGGCUAUUGUUAUUCUCGUGUUCCCUCUCAUAAUCACUGUCCUGUCCUAUAUCUACAUUGUCUCCGCCAUUCUGCGUAUACCCUCCACCUAGGGAAGGAAGAAGGCCUUCUCCACUUGUGCAUCCCACCUCACUGUAGUUAUAAUUUACCACACAGCCAUGAUUUUCAUGUAUGUCCGGCCUAGAGCAAUUGCGUCAUUUAACUCCAACAAACUGAUAUCAGCUGUGUAUGCAGUCCUCACACCCAUGCUAAAUCCAUUCAUCUACUGCCUAAGGAACCAGGAAGUCAAGAAUGCUAUCAAAAAGACCAUGAGGGGUGGUAAGUGCCUUCUGCUCAGCUGA